Danio rerio (zebrafish) is the source of this 6617-nucleotide messenger RNA. Lineage: Eukaryota; Metazoa; Chordata; Actinopteri; Cypriniformes; Danionidae. The record is from RefSeq and is a predicted model, not a curated record.
UUUCUGCGCUCUCAGCGGACAGACUCAUCCUCACAUGGUUGGAGUGAGUGUGUUGUGGAGUUCUGACAGACGAGAAACACAGAGACUCACAGGAUUACAGCCAGCACUUGGAGGAGACAUUACCUGUAGGAACUGAGCUAGGAGACAUCCAAAGUGCUGAUGUUAGGAUACUUUACUGAAGAAACAAUACCGGACCUAAGAUCUACCCUAUAGGGAAAACUGCUGCAGGGCUGAUCAUGACCAUGAGGUCAACAAUUAGGAACAUGGCCGUCUGGAAGUGCAUCUAAUCCACUGCUUCGGCCUCAGACGGUUAACCAUGGGAAACGUGGAGAGCCAAAAUGGAGAUCUUGCGUACUACAGUCAGGGACAUGGCCACAUCUCACGAAAGCACAUGACCCGAUCACUUCGCAUAUCUAACAAACAGUCUCGACGAUCACGCCAUGCCUCGACUAGCAAGGUUGAACACCGCAACUCUGAGUCCAGCACAAAGUCCAGCAGCACUCCUUCCAUCCCACAAUCCCUAAGUGAAAAUGGCCUAGAACCGUUUAGCGAGAAAAAUGCUUUGGAGAGCUAUGGGGGAACCAUUUGGGUGGACCGAAUGGCAAUGAACUUGCGGCCAAUGUCCUUCCAUGAUAACAUUGGUGAUCCCACCAUUACGCCAGGUUCAGAAGAUGGAGUGGAGAUGGACACAGUGGUGCCAGAUGGUUGUGAUGAUGAUGGACUUUUCACAGGUGAGGACACGUACCUGCAGAGGACCAGAGAUGGUCCUCGGGAAGGUGGCAGCUUCAAGAAGAAGCGCUCCAAAUCUGCUGACAUGUGGAGAGAUGAUUCCAUGGAGUUCUCGUUGUCAGACCUUAGCCAAGAACAUCUGACAAGCACAGAGGAAAUUAUAGGGACAAAUGAGGAUGAAGACAAAGGCUUUGCAAACUGUGGAGGACGCCGUCGUACCUCCAGCCCAAGGACACUGGAGUCUCAUUCAGGAGAGAGAGCCAACUCUUUAGAUGAACUUUGCACACAGAGGCUACCUCCUCUUCGUGGCUCGCACCAUCUUUAUAAUGGACACAAUACAGAGAGGACAGAAGGUAUAAUGAAUGGCGAGAUCUUGUCUCCUGCUGAGGAGGAAGGGAAUGGAUAUGGAGCGUACACUCUUCCCUGUCGUCGCUCUCACUGCCUGUCAGAAGGGUUGUCCAAUCACCAGACUACCAUCUGCUCACGUAUGCAGGGACGACGAGCACAAACAACACAUGAUAUUACGGCUGGUGAGGGCAGUGAAUAUGGAGACAGCGGUAUUGAUGGUGGUGCUGCUGAAGUUGAACAUUCCUCCCGCCGUUGUAAGGCCAUGUCUGCAUCCUUCUCCGUGUACUCCACCGCUAGUGAAAGCAUCUUCGCGGGAAGUGACAGUGGCAGUAGCAGCGGAGGCGGAGGAGACCGUCAGCAAGGUGGAGAUCAAGGCGUUUAUGAGAACUUCCGUCAGGAGCUGGACAUGAACUCCCGACAAACAAGGGAAUGCCUUGAGGAGGCCAGUUCAGCUGCCAGCGAUGAAAGAAGCAGUGGAACUCUGAGCUCCAUUUACCCCUCUGACAUUCUGCUCACCGCAGUGCAGGGCACUGUACGAAAGGCUGGCAUGCUGGCUGUGAAGAACUUUUUGGUGCACAAAAAGAAUAAGAGGGUGGAACCAGCAGCAAAAAGGAAGUGGAAGCAGUACUGGGUGUCACUCAAAGGAUGCACUCUGUUUUUUUAUGAAACGGAUGGACGUUCAGGAAUUGACCAUAACAGCAUUCACAAACAUGCAGUCUGGGUGGAGAACAGCAUUGUCCAAGCUGUCCCAGAACACCCUAAGAAAGACUUUGUGUUUUGUUUAAGCAAUGCACUGGGAGACGCCUUUCUCUUCCAGACAUCAGGUCAGACUGAGCUGGAAAACUGGAUAACUGCUAUCCACUCAGCCUGUGCGGCAGCCGUCGCCCGCCAGCACCACCGCGAGGACACGGUACGUUUGCUGCGCUCUGAAAUCAAGAAGCUUGAACAGAAGAUUGACAUGGAUGAGAAAAUGAAGAAGAUGGGCGAAAUGCAGCUUUCUGCAGUCACUGAUGGGAAGAAGAGGAAGACUAUCCUUGAUCAGAUAUUCCUCUGGGAGCAGAAUUUGGAGCAGUUUCACAUGGACUUGUUUCGGUAUCGCUGUUACCUGUCCAGCCUGCAGGGUGGCGAACUUCCAAAUCCAAAACGCCUACUUGCUGUUGCUUCCCGUCCCACCAAACUGUCCAUGGGUCGUCUUGGCAUUUUUUCAGUGUCAUCCUUUCACGCCCUGGUGGCUGCGAGGACGGACGGGGGGAUUCGUAGACGCACCCAAGCCUUGUCUCGCUCCUCCAGCAAACGAAAAAGCCGUUUCUCCUCGCUGUGGGGCCUGGACACUACCUCAAAAAAGAAAACCAAAGGCAGACCCAGCAUUAACCAGGUGUUUGUAGACGGUGAACAGCCGGUUAAGAGGAAUCUGGAGCACAUGUUUGAGGACACUGGGAAGAAUACGCUGCACAAAGACAAAGACGGUUCAUUGAAAAGCCUGCCUCAACACAAGACAGACAAUGAAGUUUGGGUUCCCGACUACCUCACGCCAUCCUGGGUCUCUUUACCUGACGAUCGUCCAGUGUUGGCUAUCAUACAACCUGGAGAGACGGCCAUGGAGGCCCUGGAGGCCCUGUGCAAGGUUCACAAACUGGAACUCUCCAAACACUACAUACGGCUGAAGUUUCUCAUCGACAAUCAAGUGCAAUUGUACGUCCCCAGACCAGAAGAGGACCUCUGUGACCUGCUCUACAAAGAAAUCGAAAUUUGUGCCAAGACAACCAAAGUCAUCCAGUUUGACAGAGAUGAGUCCUGUGCCAUAGGCUAUGGUUUCUCUGUGGCAGUGGUAGAGGAGGAUGGAGGCCAGCAGCUUCAUAUCACUGAUGUGAAAGCAGGAGGUCUGGCAUUUGCCAAAGGUCUGCGAGCCGGCGAUGAGAUCCUGAAGUUGAACAGUAAACCUGCGAGUGUAUUGGAGUUGGCAGACAUGCAGGCUGCGUUUGCUCUGCCCUCUCUCACCCUGACUGUCAGCACGCUGCCCGCUGCCGAUCCGCACCAGUUGUGCCAGCUUCCUCCUCGCAGAUCAGACGGAGCGCAAGACCUCUGCACUGACAUCUUCUCCCAGAGUCAAGAGGACAUCCUGGAUGAAGGUCUUGGCCUUGUGCUGCAUAGCCCCGAUGACACAGGCGACGACAGGGUAAACCUGAUGGCUGAGAGCCCCGCUGACAGCCUGGAGGAUGAAAUCGACUCGGCACACAAGAGUACAGAGCAGGUGACCGCCUUCUGCCGCAACCUUCAUGAUAUGAAUUCCAACGAGGGUCCCGUCUCCUGUUCCUCAUCUUCCUCCACUUCUUCCUCAUCUUCAUCCUGCAUGCCCAGCCCAAUCUCUCCACUGCCUGGUCUUUUCACCCCUCGCCAGCUCUCUGACGCAGAUAAACUCCGCAAGGUCAUCAGUGAGCUGGUGGACACUGAGAGGACCUACGUUAAGGACCUGAACAUUUUAAUAGAGCGCUACCUGAACCCCCUGCAGAAGGAGAGCUUCCUCACCCAGGAUGAGCUGGACGUGCUGUUUGGAAACUUGGCGGAGAUGGUGGAAUUCCAAGUGGAGUUUCUAAAAACUCUAGAAGAUGGAACCAGAUUAGUUCCAGAUUUAGACAAACUGGAGAGAGUCGAUCAGUUCAAGAAAGUUCUGUUUUCUCUUGGCGGAUCUUUCCUCUACUAUGCGGACCGUUUUAAGAUCUACAGUGCAUUUUGUGCCAGUCACACAAAAGUCCCCAAGGUCCUUACCAAAGCUAAAACAGACCCAGAGUUCAAGGCAUUUCUGGCUGAGAGGAACCCCAGACAGCAGCAUUCCUCCACGCUGGAGUCCUACCUGAUCAAACCUAUUCAGAGAGUCCUAAAAUACCCACUGCUCCUGAGGGAGCUUUACUCGCUCACCGACCCCGACAGCGAGGAGCACUACCACCUGGAUGUGGCGAUGAAAGCCAUGAACAAAGUGGCCAGUCACAUAAACGAGAUGCAGAAGAUUCACGAGGAAUACGGAGCCGUGUUUGACCAACUCAUCAGUGAACAGAGCUCAGAAAAGAAAGAGGUUGCUGAUCUGUCAAUGGGCGACCUCUUGUUGUAUGACACAGUGGUCUGGAUUAACCCACCGUCCUCUUUGAUGAAGGGGAAGAGAGACCCAGAGCUGGCUGCCUUUGUUUUCAGAACAGCGGUUGUUUUUGUGUGUAAGGACUGCUCCAAGCAAAAGAAAAAAAUCGGUGGACCUCACAGAGUGUCAACCCUUGAUGAGAGAGACCCAUUUCGUUUUAGACACAUGAUCUCUACAGAUGCCCUCCAAGUUCGCAAUCUCCCAAAUUCCGAGGGCUCUGCAAUGUGUGAGAUCGUUCACGUGAGGUCAGAAUUUGAAGGGAGACCUGAGAGGACUUUCCACAUCUGUUGCAGCUCUCCAGAGAGUAAAAAAGACUUCUUAAAGACUGUUCAUUCCAUCCUGAGGGACAAACAACGGCGCCAGCUUAUGAAGACCGAAAGUUUACCUCCAAAUCAGCAGUAUAUUCCCUUUGGAGGGAAGCGGCUUUGUGCGCUAAAGGGUUCACGACCCACCAUGAACAGAGCUGUUUCAGCACCAUCUCGAACCCUGGGUCAAAGGAAGCUGAUUCGUAAUCGUAUCACCAUAGACACAGGUGUUAUUUUUGAUGACGACUCAUCCCAGGAUCUAUCACCAAUCACCCCCACAGAACCCCCAUUCCAUAAACCCCAGCAGCCCAUCCGGGACACCGACCGCUGGGUGGAGGAUCAGUUUGACCUUCAGAUCUACGAGAACCAGGACGACGUUAAAGAGACGGACAUCCUCAGUGAUGACGAUGAGUACUGCCAGUCCGUCCGGGCCCCAUCCUCUGACCCAAGCCUGGAGGAGUCCUUCGAGGCUCUUUCAGUGGAAGGAGAUGAAGACAAGGGUCUCAACGGGCUCUCCGAGGACAAAUCGAAGAAAUCUCACGCCCCCUUGAAACUGACCCUUCUGAGAAAGCAAUGCGCAGUGGAGGGUGUUUCUUCGGAGAGGGACUGUGAGGUUAUUUGGGUUCGAAGAGACGAUUUUAAAAACAGCUGCAACAGUGACAUCUUCUGAGCGGAGAGGGAAUAUGCAAGCUGUAAUGCUGUUAUUUUUAGACUUGUGCCAGAAUAAGGCAGACGCUUACUGAGUCCGAGCUUUCACGGACAUGAUGCACUGACAAUCCUACUGAAAGAAAGCCAGAACUGAAGAGCUUCUUGAUGUUUCAAGCCACUUGAAAUAUCAAUGCAAGAUCAAGCUGAGGGACAUUCGAAGAUGCCAACUGUACAGCUCAUGUAUUUAUAGAGGCUUCAUACUGACAGACAUCAGGCAGCUACGUGUUCAUUUAGCUGAUGUUUUUGGUUGGAACACAAAAUGGUGGUCAGUUUGUUUGCUCGUGCUUCAUAUCUUCCUUUUUAUUCAGGGAUUUGUGACUUAAUGCCUCGUAUAUUGUUCUUCGUAAUGGCUACAACCCGGAGGGCACCCAUGCCAAAAUUGCAAAUCCAUUUGAUGUCAAUCCACUACCUUGAUGUCAAAUUGACAUCUAACAUUGGUGUCAAAAAACACAUCCGGUAUUACAGUCCUGUAAUCGAUUUUUGAUGUGUUUUUUAAUGCUUAAACGUUGUCGUUUGAACAUCAAGGUAGCUUACAUGCAAUGUAGAAAAACAGAAUCAUACAUUUGUAGUUGAAGCCUUCAAAUGAGUAACAUAUUUCAUAUAGUUUCAUAUUUUUUGUGUCGUUAUUUUGGUGGUCGAAAUUUCAUCAAUGUAUUGACGUCAAGGUCUUGACAUCAAAUUGAUUUGCAUUUUGAUGUGUUUUUUGGAUGUUGCUUUACAUCAAGGUGCCCGCCAAAAAGGGGGUGAUUUUCAUGGAGCACGUCAACAUUCCCUUGAAAUGCCACGGCUAGUUUUGACCAGCUGUUUAAUGCCGUUUCCUUUACAUAUCCAACCGUUCCCUGCUUGCUGUCUUCGUUCCCUUUUCUUCAUAGGUCACCAGCAACCCAGUAUUAAAGAUCACUGUUCAUCCAACACACAGAGAAAUAUUAUUCUACUUGAAUUGUGAAGAAAGAACUGCAAUAAUGUAACUCGUUAUUUCGAAAAGGAUAUCAAACUACCCAUGAUCCUUUCUCUAGGGGCUUUGGUGUGCUUAGGCACAUAAAUAAGGCAUUAUAACUCAAAGCACCCCUGCUAAGUGAUAAAUGUAGCAGAUUUUGUCUUGCUAAGAAUGAGAUUUGAUUUUUAUGGUAUUUUGUACACUGGUAAAGAUAAAGCUGGACAUGUUACUCACUCCAAGUGUAUUUUAAACACCAGAAACGCCCUUCCAUGUGAAAUACAAUCACUGCACCUUCAGCCAUGGUUUCCUUUUAGUGAAAUUGACUGUAUUUAAAAACGAAAACUGUAAAAAUGCCAUACUUUUAUCCUCUGCCUUUUUGAAACUGUGUAUGUUCAUACUGUGGAAAUACUUAUUAACCUUAAAUAAAUCUUCCUAAUUUAUAUUUGCAGUUUUAUCCAAA